Ictidomys tridecemlineatus (thirteen-lined ground squirrel) is the source of this 1349-nucleotide messenger RNA. The record is from RefSeq and is a predicted model, not a curated record. NCBI's taxonomy places the organism in Eukaryota, Metazoa, Chordata, Mammalia, Rodentia, Sciuridae.
GCAAUAAAGAGAAGCUGGAAGCCCCCUAGGUUGGCCCUCUGGUGUGAGUGUGUCUGUCAGGGAGCGGCGGGAACUUGGACGCCCUUCUUCACAGGGCAAGCGGGGCCUGAAGUGCCCUCCUGAGCGCGCCCAUGCGGGGCACCGGGCAGGGUCGGGCUGGUGGGCCCCGCCGCCAGGGGGCGCCGGUGGAGCUCGGCGGGAGCGCGCGCCACGUGGUAGGGAGACGGCGCUGGCGUCGGGCGAGGCAUCGCGGCGAGGCCUCGGAAGUGGGCCGUGGACCUAGGCUUGUGCACACGGCCCGGCUGUAGGUUGAGGGAGGCCAAGCGGGGCCCGCGGGAAGCGGACGUGGGGGCACAGCGGCGCUGCCCCGCGCUCCCCCAGACGCAGCAUGUUGCCCUGGCCGCCUCAGCCAUGGGGCACAGGCAAGGAGGAGUUGCAGGAGGAACCAGGCCCCUUGGCGGGCAGUGACCAAGGGGAGGCCUGGAGCUCUGGAGAGGAAGCUCCGGGGGAGCCAGGAGCACCCACACAGGACAGCCAGCAGCCCCAGGCCCUGGGUCCUUCCUGGAGUGGGAGAGAGCAGCAGCUGGCCCGCCACCCCCAGGCCAGGCUACCCAGCAGUCCCCAGAAACCCAAGGUGGCUUGGGAGGUGGCCCCCUCAAGGAUGACCCUGCUGUCACCCUGGGACCCCAACUACGAGGCCAAACCAAGACCUCGGCUGGUGUGGGGAUCCAGCUGUGGGUCAGGUGCCUCCUUCUCAGGCCGGACACUGUGUCAUCCCUCCUUCUGGCCCAUGUACGAGGUCUCAGGCAGGGCUGCCAGGCCCCUGGCCCCCACUCCAGGGCAUCAGAAUGAAGAGCAGUCGCCCAGGGAUGCAGGGCUCCCAGUGAUGUGCUGUGAAGAUGUCUUUCUUUUGGACCCUCUGCUACCCUGUGGGCAGCGUGUACCCCUGUACCUGUCGGAGCCCCCUCAACAGAACAUGAGCUCGCUGAAGCUGCUGCUGCCGCCCCCCAUAAUGUCCCCCUCAGUCUGCCCCUCUGCAUCCCAGGGCUGCUCCACUGCUUGGCUCAGUGGGCCGGAACUGAUCGCCCUCACUGGCCUGCUGCAGAUGAGUCAGGGGGAUCCGAGACCCAGCUCCCCACCAGCUUCCCCGAUCCCUGCCAGCUGCACAGCCCCUGUUCCUGUUUCUGAUCACCCAGGCCCCAGUGGUAGCCAAAGCUGUUCUGGAAACACUGACCCACCACUUCCACAGACCCAAGACACCCAUUGUCCAUAGCCCCCUGGGGCAGAGUGGGCCUCCCACUUCACCAGGCAGGUUCUGUUGACAAUAAAACUGUUGGUUUGCAAAACAA